AUAUCCGUUUGUGCAAUAAUUGAGGCAUUUCCAWGCUUAUUCUCAUACGAAAAACAUCAAAUUUCUUCACCUACUUAAUCGCUUUCCGGUCGCCAUCUUGGUCAGCGGUUUUUGAAUUGACAUAUAUUUUCAAAUCUUCAUGAAAGCCACAUAUUAUGUUGAUUUUUUAAGAUAUCAAAAGAGUAACAGUAGAUUUAAGAGGGGGGACGAGUUGAAAAGUUCUGUAUGUAAUAAUAUAUAAAUCACAAAUAGCAAAAAAAAAAAAAAAAAAAAAAAUGAAUUGAAUAUCUAACUGAUGUAUGUUACAUAACUCAGCUCGAGUCGACUUUGGCAACUCAGGAUUUUAACCCUAUUGCUCAUUUAGGUCAUGAUAGCAGAAUGUUUGGCCAAAAAGUAUCCAUGCGACGGACAAAUUUCUGGGUCUUCUUGGUAKUUGUCGGCAUUGCUCUCUUCGMUKUACUGUAUUCUUACAACCAAGUUAUCUUGCCAAUUCAAAAAAGKGUCACUCCAAUUUUACCCUUGUGUCAUAAUGUUCUACAAGUAAUGCGCGAAGGUUCGUGGAUUAAAAAGCCUUAUAUAACAACAGAUGACUUCAAACGACGGUACGACAUGAACAUCRUUCUGCGAAAACAUCGAGGGCAGCCAGCUUAUCUCAAUCGGAGCGACUUUCGAUGUGGGAUAAAUUAUACCAUCUAUGCGCCAGAUUUCGGCCCUAAAAUACCAGCACUGUGCAUGCGUAAUAGUGACAGGCAUUGCUGUAACUCUGAUGGACUGUGCAGUAAUGGACAAGGCAACUGCUCAUGCGCAGAAUGYACGGAUUUUCGAAAUAUUGUGGAGGCCGAGUUGUAUGAUUGGCUGCCAUUACGCUGCAAAAUCAUGAACUAUAGUAGCGAUGAGUCAUGCGCAAUGGUUGGUGAGAGAUUGACCAAUCUAGUCGUCGUUGGAGAUUCCUUGAUGCGUCAUUUUUUUGCUGCUUUAAUGUUAAUAUUUACUGGUGAUUCAAACACAGGCGUGUUACGAAAACAUUUAGCCCACUGCAUGGGGGAAAGGCAAUUUGUUGAUCGCGGGAAGGCAAAUUGUCAUACUUUCAUCGCAAYGAGCUCGGAARAGAAAAAGGGAAAAUUUUGUCAAGGAAAAGCGAAAUUCAGUCUCGUCUUUAAAGAAUACUACAACUUAGAUCAUGCAGAGAAAAUUUUGGCUGUAGUUAAAAAACAUCUUAAUAGAUCAAACUCGUUGAUCGUAUUGGGMAUUGGUAUCCACAAUGGAUUGAAUGCUGAAGAGCACCAAUCUAAGCUUAUUGAUCCGAUAUUAAAGGUUAUUGGAUCACGAAAGUGGCCACGUCUACUCUGGACUACCACGCAUGCGCAAGGAUUUCUCAAGCCAUCAUCGUUUAGAAAGAUGGGGCAAAACAAUGACAAAAUUUCCCAGUACAAUCGAGUAAUGCGUGAUAAGCUAAAACAGAAAGGGGUAGAAGUUUUUGAUGUUUUUCCGAUGACUAAAGAUGUUCAUAGUUACGAUGGCACGCACUACGGUUAUGGCAUGAACAUGAUCAAAGCACAAUAUCUUUUAAACUAUAUUCAACAAACUAUCAAAGCGAAGUAGCUAUUAUUUGGUAUGGUAGGGUCAGGAGAAGGGUGGGAAAUGGCAUGAAUAUGAUCAAAGCACAAUAUCUUUAAAACUAUAUUCAUCAAACAAUCCAAGAAACGCCAACAAUGGCCAAUUUUUGAUCAAAAUGCAUGGGCUAUAGCUCUCCAAAAACGCCAAAAAUGGUGCAUUUUUGGAUUUGGAUAUCCAAACACAGGUUUGGAACUAAUUACCAUCCGAUGUUGGAUCAUGGUAUCUAAGGUUAUGCACGUGAMCCUAAAAUAAACACCCGAUUGGACUAUGAAGCCAUGAAUUAUAAAUGAGUUUGAGAAGGGAGAUUGCACGAGCGAAAGGGACUAUGGUUACACUGUUUUGAUAAGCAAAAUUUCRC
Exaiptasia diaphana is the source of this 1975-nucleotide messenger RNA. RefSeq lists its product as uncharacterized. The transcript has 2 exons. The record is from RefSeq and is a predicted model, not a curated record. The coding region runs from base 379 to 1602 and encodes 407 amino acids. Lineage: Eukaryota; Metazoa; Cnidaria; Anthozoa; Actiniaria; Aiptasiidae.